This is a messenger RNA of Gongylonema pulchrum, 372 nucleotides long. Lineage: Eukaryota; Metazoa; Nematoda; Chromadorea; Rhabditida; Gongylonematidae. The record is from the annotation of a GenBank genome assembly.
AUGGGUGAUCCGGGCGUCGCGAAAUCGCAGCUUCUUUCGUAUGUUGAUCGAUUGGCGUCACGCUCUCAAUACACAACAGGUCGCGGUUCGUCGGGUGUUGGUCUUACAGCAGCUGUAAUGAAAGAUCCAGUGACCGGAGAAAUGACCCUCGAAGGAGGUGCGCUGGUAAUGGAGCAGCAGACAAUUUCAAUAGCAAAAGCUGGUAUACUGACGACGCUGAAUGCGCGAGUUGCAAUCAUUGCAGCUGCAAAUCCAGCAUUUGGCCGGUAUAAUCCAAAACGAAACAUCGAACAAAAUAUCAAUCUUCCAGCGGCGCUUCUUUCACGAUUCGAUCUCCUCUGGCUUAUUCAGGUUCAUUUUUGCUCAUUAUGA